Messenger RNA from Annulohypoxylon maeteangense, 1574 nucleotides. RefSeq names its product DNA glycosylase. Gene Ontology annotation, biological process: base-excision repair. The coding region runs from base 203 to 1426 and encodes 407 amino acids. The transcript has a single exon. Gene Ontology annotation, molecular function: catalytic activity. The record is from RefSeq and is a predicted model, not a curated record. Lineage: Eukaryota; Fungi; Ascomycota; Sordariomycetes; Xylariales; Hypoxylaceae.
CAAUUCUUCCAUUUACAUCAUCACUUUCACAUACCUUAGUACUAUAAUUGCAUAUAAUUGCAUAUAUACACUUACAUUUCCCCUCAUCACCUGUUUCCCUUUAAAUUACGGUGCAUAGGUAGUUAAUAACCUACCUAGUAUUCAUAUGAACCUGCCCCGUGCCUAGUAUCCACCUAGGUAUUGCAUCUUGACUUUCGCUGCCAUGGCCAAGGUUCGCGUUAAAGUCGACGCGGAUGACACUCUUCAACCUCGCGCAACUCUGCGGCGCAGCACGAGGAAUAGUGGUAAGGGAGGAGAUGUACUCAUUAAGAAAGAAGAUAAUCCAGCAAAACCGCUGGUUGCGCCGGUGCGCCGGAGUAAGAGACCCAGAACUGAGGAAGAGACGAUAAAAACUGAACCUCCAAUCAAGAUUGCGAAGAGGUCAUCCUCACUCUCUACUCCCCCUGUCUCAACGCGGGUGAAGACUGAGGCCCAGAGUCCGAAAAAGGAGAGCAAGGGCGCCCUCGUAAAAGGAGAGCACGGUAAAGAGAAUGUCGGCGAUAGAGAAGCAGGUCUUCGAGCGAAGAAGCUCAAAUCAUAUGCACAGUUCGCCAACAAGUCGCCGUUCCCAGACUUCUCCCGUCCAACGUCCGAGGAAUGUAAGCAUGCGUAUGAUGUCCUUGCCGCCCUACACGGGGAACGGCAACGUCCUGAGAAAGUGAGCGCGCCCACGGAUCGCGCUGGAUGCGGCGACGCGCCGUCCGUGCUGGACGCGCUCGUGCGCACGAUCCUCUCGCAGAACACUAGCAACAAGAACAGCACACGCGCGAAACUCGACAUGGAUGAGGUCUAUGGCGCCGGCGAGUCCGAAGAGAAAUGGGACAUGAUCGCCACCGGCGGACCCGCGAAGCUGGAAAAAGCUAUCGCGAGGGGUGGCUUAGGUGGCGUGAAAAGCCGCACUAUCAUGGAUAUAUUACGACAGGUCAAGGAGCGGUACGGGACCUACUCGCUUGACCACCUUCUACAGACGGGCGCGGGGGGUAAUGGUAAUGACGAGGAGGCUAUGCGCGAGUUGAUUUCAUUCAAGGGUGUCGGGCCUAAGACCGCGAGCUGUGUGUUGCUGUUCUGCGUGGGGCGCGAUUCGUUCGCGGUUGAUACACACGUGCAUCGGCUUACAGGGAUGUUGGGGUGGCGGCCGCCGACGGCGAGCCGGGAUGAGACGUUUGCGCAUCUUGAUGUUAGGAUCCCGGGCGAGUUAAAGUACGGGCUGCAUGUGCUGUUUGUCGAGCACGGCCGCAAGUGCUCCGAGUGCAAGGCGGGCGGGAAGGUCCUCGGGAAGUGCGAGCUUAGAAGGGUGUUUAAGCAGGGCAAGGUAAAGGUUGAGGGAGAAGGAGAGGGAGGGGGGAAGGAUGAUGGGAAACUGGAGCUCGAGGAGAUUAAGGGGUGAAUUGGAUAGGUAUUUAGAAGUUGGUUGUGCACUGCUCUUCGAGCUUCUUGUAUUCUUGUAGAUACCUAGGUAUCGUAUAGGGGUCUGCAAUGGACAUAUGUAGGCCUAUCUACUAUCAUAAAAUGUCCACUAUGGUAGGACACAUGCU